Messenger RNA from Magnolia sinica, 634 nucleotides. Its product is annotated as protein NOI4-like. Bases 182 to 415 code for a protein of 77 amino acids. The record is from RefSeq and is a predicted model, not a curated record. The transcript is spliced from 3 exons. NCBI's taxonomy places the organism in Eukaryota, Viridiplantae, Streptophyta, Magnoliopsida, Magnoliales, Magnoliaceae.
GAACUUCGAAAACGAAACGGUUAGGAGAGUACGUGUCACCCUCAGCCAGCACUCGUCGAUUAAAUACUCUUUUUCCAUUUUAUUCGGAUUCCUUCCUCCGGACUCGUUCUCUUCCUAUUGAUUCCAUCUUUUCUCUCUCCUUCUCUCUCCGGAAAUCCGACCCUGCAACGAUUUCUCAUCCAUGUCGUCGCAGCAGGAUAGGGGCAGACCAUUGCCGAAAUUCGGUGAGUGGGAUGUGAACAAUCCUGCAUCGGCCGAGGGAUUCACGGUAAUAUUCAACAAGGCUAGAGAUGAGAAGAAGACCAGUGGAAAUACUAACGCAGUAGUGUCACCACGAAAAACCAAUGGUGGAUAUAAACAAGAUAACGAUUACGACUUUCCUUCAAAAAGUAGAAAGUGGUUCUGCUGUGGUUGAGCGCAACUGCCUUUGGAGCCCCGAGAUCGUGACAUUCUACUAAGAGGUCACUUCGGGUUUUUAUUGCCAGGCUACAUUUCUGGAGUGGAGAAUUCUGGUUGUUACUAUUCUUUUGUAACCCAAACUUUUUCUAUAUGUAAUCUAAAGAGAAAAAGGUAAUGGAUUAAAAUAAAAUAAAGAUUAAAAUAAAAUAAAAUAAACAUAGCAUACUUUUUGCUA